ACUUCAAAACAAUCAAAGAAGAGUAAUAAUCUCAUUUUAACUAAAGUAACCGUCUGUCAGCGUAGCAGUUUGACGGGCGAGUAGAGAUUGGUAAGUAGGUACCUUCUAUGAGCUGGGGGUUGGUAAAAGGCUUAUAUCACCGACCAGUCACUUUAACAUCAGGCUCAAUUGGCGUGGAGCUGUGAGAGAGGGUUGGUUUCAGAUUCCACAGAUUUUAAGGAAAAAUUGAUAAAAACCAAAAAUGUUUCUUUUUCGAAAAAUUAUUUAAAUGAAAACGAAAUUAACAUCUUCAUUUCGAUUGAUUCGCUUCUUCAACUCUCUCUCUUCUUCUUCAUCUAUCUGCUUCUGCGAAACCCUAGAUUUUGGUGUGAAGAAGACUUCAAUGGCGGAAGAAGUAGCAGAGAACGUUAACGCUGUGCCGGUUUCGGAAGACGAGCUCUAUGGAUUUAAACGGCCGGAGAUGUACAGUGGUACUCUCGCCGGUUCCGUUGGUCCGUACGGUCGUCAUGUGUUCCUUUGUUACAAGAGUCAUGAGACUUGGCUUCCUCGUGUUGAAACUGAAGGUCUCCCGCAGCGUUUCGCUAAAUCGUUUAAGGAUCGGAAAGCUGAUUUCGGAGUUGAGACGAAGCUUACGGUGUGUGGUGGUGGUGAAUCUGAUGGAGAUGUGUUGAUUUUCCCGGAGAUGGUUAGAUACAAGGCGAUUCAGGACACGGAUGUGGAUGCUUUUGUGGAAGAUGUGCUUGUGAAAGGAAAACCAUGGACUUCUGGGGUUCAGGAAGAGUUAAGUGGUUCCUUUGUGUUUGUGUGUGCUCAUGGUAGCCGAGACAAGAGAUGUGGUGUUUGUGGACCAGUUCUUAUGGAGAAGUUCCAGCAGGAGAUAGGUUCACGUGGGCUUUCAGAAAAGAUCGUCGUUUUGCCGUGUUCUCAUAUCGGUGGGCAUAAGUAUGCUGGAAAUUUGAUUGUCUUCAGCCCUGAUUCAGCUGGAAAUGUUUCUGGCCACUGGUAUGGCUAUGUGACUCCUGAUGACGUGCCUGCAAUGCUUGAUCAGCACAUUGCAAAAGGAGAAAUCAUACAAAACCUUUCCAGGGGAGGGAUGAGACUAAGACCCGAGGGUGAGGAAGCUGAAAAAGAGGAUGAGCAUAAAAUCCCAAACGGAAACAGUGUAGUGGUGGAAGCACGCGAACCUGUGGAGCAGAAAGGAUUCACAGGAGGUUGUUGCCAAGGUGCAAACGGAGUUUCAUGUUGCCAAGAACAAACUCCAGAGCCAGUGAAGAAAGAAGAAUCCAUGAAGCUUAACUGGUUGAGAACAAUAGGGAAAGAAGAGGUUCUCUUGGGAGCAGCAGCAGUAUCAGCUGUCGCAACCAUAGCCGUGGCUUACAGCAUUUACAGAAGGUCAGGUUAAGAACCUGAACCCACCCUCCUCUUUUUUACCCUUUCAAGAAGAAACUAGGAAAAAAAAAAACUUUAUUUUUGGUAGCCAUAUUAUAUAGCAAGGUAAAGGAAAAAAAAAAAAAAAAACAUGGAGAGGUGAUAAUAAUCUUUUGGAACUAUGUAACCAUCAUUUGGUUUCCGUAUGGGCAAUACAGGAAUGUGAUGUAAUCUGCCUUUGACUCGGUUUAGUUUUGGUUGUCUUAUUAUGUUAACAUGGGAAUAUAUCAAUCUGA
Molecule: messenger RNA, 1664 nt
Organism: Arabidopsis lyrata subsp. lyrata
Lineage: Eukaryota; Viridiplantae; Streptophyta; Magnoliopsida; Brassicales; Brassicaceae
Exons: 5
Coding region: 269-1402 (377 amino acids)
Source: RefSeq, a predicted model, not a curated record